UCUUCUCAACAUCCAAUCUCCGGCUAUGGCGACGAGGGUCGACGAGGUUGAGGAGUCGGAGAUUUCGAGCAUGGAAGACGGGGUGGCCGCCUCCGCCGCCCGCACGCCCGGCGGCUUCAUAGGCUUUUGCUCCUCGCCUUCUGUCGUCACCACUGCGCAAAAGUUGAUAGCGGAGGUGAUCGGUACGUACUUUGUCAUCUUCGCCGGCUGCGGCUCCGUGGCCGUGAACAAGAUAUACGGGCAAGUGACGUUCCCGGGAAUAUGCGUCACGUGGGGGCUCAUCGUCAUGGUCAUGAUCUACACCGUCGGACACAUCUCCGGCGCACACUUCAAUCCGGCCGUCACCAUCACUCUCGCCGCGUUCCGGCGGUUUCCGUUUCGGGAGGUUCCACUGUACAUAGUAGCCCAGCUCAUGGGAUCGAUACUCGCGAGCGCCACCCUCACCGGAAUCAUGGACGUGACUCCUAACGCUUUCUUCGGGACGGUACCGGCCGGAUCCUGCGGCCAGUCUCUAUCGGUCGAGAUCGUCAUCUCCUUCCUUUUGAUGUUCGUCAUCUCCGGCGUAACGACGGAUAACAGAGCGAGAGGAGAACUCGGAGGAAUCGCGGUCGGGAUGACGAUAAUGCUGAACGUCUUCGUUGGUGGGCCAAUAUCGGGAGCUUCGAUGAACCCGGCAAGGAGCCUUGGACCAGCCAUCGUGAAGCACACCUACAAAGGUAUAUGGCUGUACAUAACUGGGCCGAUCAUCGGAGCCCUAGCCGGGGCGUUCGCGUACAAUCUGAUCCGGUUCACGGACAAGCCGCUCCGGGACAUCGCCAAGAGCAACGCCCUCCUGAGGACCAUCUCCAUGAACAGCCACCCGUGAAGCCAAGGGCCUGCAUGUCGAGUGGGAUCAUCCUGUUCCGUGUCCUCCGCUUUUCUCAGCUAGUUUCAUAUUCGCCUCGUCAUUUUCUCUUGAACGGGAAAUCGAGAAGUGA
Molecule: messenger RNA, 977 nt
Organism: Rhodamnia argentea
Lineage: Eukaryota; Viridiplantae; Streptophyta; Magnoliopsida; Myrtales; Myrtaceae
Product: probable aquaporin NIP-type
Exons: 5
Coding region: 26-865 (279 amino acids)
Biological process (GO): transmembrane transport
Cellular component (GO): membrane
Molecular function (GO): channel activity
Source: RefSeq, a predicted model, not a curated record